Messenger RNA from Aspergillus calidoustus, 1554 nucleotides. The record is from the annotation of a GenBank genome assembly. NCBI's taxonomy places the organism in Eukaryota, Fungi, Ascomycota, Eurotiomycetes, Eurotiales, Aspergillaceae.
AUGUUUCUCAAACCAGCCAUUGGGGCUACGCUUGGUGCCCUCUUGUCCGGCGCUUGCGCUGCCCUCGAAUGCUCCCCCUUGGCCAUUGGCAAGCCCAAGCUCCUCGGCGCCAGCAUUAUCGACGUGCACGCCCACGAAACCCACAACUACACGACCUACGGCACUGGUCCCGGCACCAACGACGGCGGCCUUCAAACCAUUAGCUUCUGCAACGUGACCGUGAUUUAUACCCAUCCGGGUUGGAACGAUACAGUCACCACCCAAGUGUGGCUGCCUCUCGAAAACUGGAACGGGCGGUUCCAAGGCCUCGGUGGCGGCGGCUACAGCACUGGCAUCGACUCCGUGUAUCUCCCCUACGCUGUGGCACAGGGCUAUGCCUCUGCGUCGACGGACGGCGGCCACGCUGGAGGAGUCAUUACCGCCACGCUUGACCUCUCAUGGGCCCUCAGCAGCACGAACAAUGUGAAUUGGUUCCUGUUGGAGAAUUACGCCUCCAAGGCUACGAAUGACAUGGCCGAAAUUGGGAAGCAGGUUAUCGAGGCCUACUACAAGGCUCCGCCGAGAUAUUCGUAUUUCAAUGGGUGCUCCGGGGGCGGCAGGCAGGCGCUCGCCAUGGCGCAGGCCUUCCCUGGUGCAUUUGACGGCAUCCUUGCUGUUGCCCCCGCCAUCAACAUCGAGACCUUCAUUCCGGCAGGAUACUGGCCAAGUCAAGUCAUGAAUCGGGAUAAUAUCUCCCUGUCGGCUUGUGAAGUGGAGGGCUUUACCCAGGCCGCCGUCCGUGCCUGCGAUGCGCUUGAUGGGGUGGGGGAUAGCACCAUCAGCCUGCCGAGCAAAUGCAAGGUCUCUGCCCGCGACUUUGUGGGCCAAAAGUACAACUGCAACGGGACAGAGUAUACGUUGACAGUGUCCGGUGCCAAGGCAGUGCAGGCUGCAUGGAGCGGGUCUGGAGUGUCAGGCUACUACGGCCUGAACAAGGACGCAGACCUGACAUCCUUUUACAUCCCAACGGGCAGCAACGCUGUUGACGGGAUCGAGUUCUGGGGUGGCGACCUUUUCCCGAACUGGAUUGUGUACCUUGCUGCUAAAGACCCGCAUUUUUCCGUCUCCGACAUGACCAAUGCAGAGUUCUUCGACGCCAUCAGAUAUUCCCAGGCCACGUAUGCGUCAAUGCUCGCGACCAACAGCCCUGAUCUCUCGGCAUUCAAAGCCGCCGGCGGCAAGAUGAUCGCCUGGCACGGGCUAGCAGAUGAAGCGAUCCCACCCAAGGGAAUCGUAUCCUACUAUGGGGAGGUACUGAAGAAAGACCGCAGGGCGCAUGAUUUCUUCCGGUUCUUUGAGGCUCCGGGGGUUGGUCACUGCUCUGGCGGGUUGGGACCUGUUCCAAACGCGGCGCUCGAUCAGCUGGUCGAGUGGGUUGAGAACGGCGCUGCACCUGAUACUCUGCGUGCAGAUCGCGGGAGCAAUGGGACGGAGAGGAAUCUGUGCCAGUAUCCUCUUCAGCAGGUCUAUGUGGGCGGGGAUCCCAGCAAGCCAGCGUCUUUUACUUGUAAAUAG